AUGCCGCAUAAUCGAUCGACUAUGGAAGAUUUGUAUGCGGGUUUGGACACAUCCACCAACGCCUUGGAGAAGAAGGAAGCUUUAGACCUUAAAGUUAAAUUCGAGCAAGAUAACAAGCGACUGCGUGAUGAAAUAGCGCAGCUGCAGGAGCAUAAUCGUCAGCUUGGUGCUGCCAAUAAACAGCUCGAGAUGAACAUUUCCGCGCUUUUCGCAACAGCACAACUGGAGCUCAGUCGUAAGGACAAUGAGAUUCGACGGCUGCGUUGUCAAUUGGAAGGUCAAGUGGAUAGCACGUAG
Plasmopara halstedii is the source of this 297-nucleotide messenger RNA. RefSeq lists its product as uncharacterized. The transcript has a single exon. The record is from RefSeq and is a predicted model, not a curated record. Bases 1 to 297 code for a protein of 98 amino acids. NCBI's taxonomy places the organism in Eukaryota, Oomycota, Peronosporomycetes, Peronosporales, Peronosporaceae.